Messenger RNA from Cajanus cajan (pigeon pea), 3752 nucleotides. Its product is annotated as phosphatidylinositol 4-phosphate 5-kinase 2. The record is from RefSeq and is a predicted model, not a curated record. Gene Ontology annotation, molecular function: ATP binding; 1-phosphatidylinositol-4-phosphate 5-kinase activity. Gene Ontology annotation, biological process: phosphatidylinositol phosphate biosynthetic process. Lineage: Eukaryota; Viridiplantae; Streptophyta; Magnoliopsida; Fabales; Fabaceae. Gene Ontology annotation, cellular component: plasma membrane.
AUGAUAAAAAUACACGACACAAAUAUAUAUAGUAACGUCGGUGACGGAGAACAGCAGGCUCGAAAAACAUCGCCAGUACGAAAUUGACGUACGUGUUGGAAAAAACAAAAACAAAAGCAACGCGACGCAUUGCAAAUUGCAAUAUCAGCAUUCAGCAGCGAUGGUUGAAAUUGAAAACAUAACAAAGUGAAAGCAAAACACAAAACACGAACCUCGCUCUGUCUCUUUCUCUAUUCCUUUUGGAGAUGCUGCCGCCGACGAGUGUUUCUCCGCUCCCCCUCCGCCGGCGGUGAGACGAUGCAAGAGACGCUCCUCACUCUCCCUCUCUCUCCGCGCGACGACAUCCGCAUUCCCGUUCCCGCCAAGAAGAAGAAAGCGCAGCAGCAGCAGAAUAACAGCAGCAGUGGUCAUUCGAGUCGCGUGUCGCGGCGCGUGAGUCCGGCUUCCGGCGAGAAGUCUCUCCCGAACGGCGACAUCUACAGCGGCGCGGUGUCGGGGAACGCGCCGCACGGCACCGGCAAGUACCUCUGGUCCGAUGGGUGCAUGUACGAGGGGGAGUGGCGCAAGGGCAAGGCCUGCGGCAGGGGCCGCUUCUCGUGGCCCUCCGGCGCCACCUACGAGGGCGAGUUCAAGUCCGGUCGCAUAGACGGCUUCGGCUCCUUCAUCGGCGUGGACGGCGACAUGUACCGCGGCUCAUGGCUCGCCGACCGGAAGCACGGCUUCGGCGAGAAGCGCUACGCCAACGGCGACGUCUACGAGGGUUGGUGGAAGUGCAACCUGCAGGACGGAGAAGGCAGGUACGCGUGGCGCAACGGGAACGAGUACGUUGGUGAGUGGAAGGGUGGCGUCAUUUCCGGCAAGGGCGUCUUGGUGUGGGCUAACGGAAACCGCUACGAGGGGUAUUGGGAGAACGGCGUGCCCGUGGGGAAGGGUGUUUUCACGUGGUGCGAUGGUAGCACUUGCGCUGGGAAUUGGGGGAAGGAGUUUAUGGAGGAGGCACGUGAUGAGGAGAAGAUGAAGCGGUGUUCGGUGGAUGGCUGUCGGAGUGUGACUUUUCCCAGGAUUUGUAUUUGGGAGCUCGAUGGAGAAGCUGGUGACAUCACGUGUGACAUUGUUCACAAUGCUGAGGCUUCUAUGUUUUACAGGGAUGCUAGUGGUACUAGUGAGUCCGAGUAUGGUGGAGAUGAUAAUAAUAAUAAUAAUAAUAAUAAUAAUGGGGUUUUGCAGAAGAGCCCUUGUUGGUCUCUUGAUGAGGUUAAGAAGCCUGGCCAAACUGUGUCUAGAGGGCAUAAGAAUUAUGAUCUCAUUCUUAAUCUUCAACUGGGUAUUAGAUACACUGUUGCCAAGCAUGCUUCUAUUGUGAGAGAGCUUAGGCCAGGGGAUUUUGAUCCCAAGGAGAAAUUCUGGACGAGGUUUCCACCGGAAGGGUCUAGGUUUACGCCGCAGCAUAAUUCUGUGGACUUCAGGUGGAAAGACUACUGUCCCAUGGUGUUCAGACAUCUAAGGGAAUUAUUUGCCAUAGAUCCUACGGAUUACACGCUUGCUAUUUGCGGAAGUGACACACUUAGGGAGAUGUCUUCACCGGGCAAAAGUGGAAGCAUCUUUUAUCUCACUCAAGAUGACCGCUUCAUAAUUAAGACUGUCAAGAAGUCUGAAGUCAAGGUGCUCAUCCGGAUGCUUCUAAGUUACUACCAACAUGUUUGUCAGUACAAGAACUCCUUGGUGACAGCAUUCUUGGGCGUGCAUUGUGUCAAACCUGUUGGAGGUCAGAAGACCCGGUUUAUUGUAAUGGGCAAUGUGUUUUGCUCCGAGUACCGGAUUCACAAAAGGUUUGAUCUCAAAGGUUCUUCUCAUGGUCGAACAACGGAUAAGCCGAGGGAGGAGAUUGAUGAGACUACCACUCUCAAAGACCUUGAUCUUAAUUUUGUCUUUCGCCUGGAGCAGUCUUGGUUUCAAGAGCUUAAAUGGCAACUUGAUAGAGACUGUGAGUUCUUGGAAGCAGAGGGAAUCAUGGAUUACAGUCUUCUAAUUGGCCUGCAUUUUCGUGAUGAUUGCUCAGUUGAUGAAAUGAAAGGUUCACCACGGGAUUCCAAUUCAGGCAAGAGAGACAUGCACGAUGAUGAUGAGAUGCUCACAUGCCGGGGACCUCUAAUCCGUCUCGGAAUGAACAUGCCUGCCAGAGCUGAGAGAGUGUGUAAGACUGGAGUGGAUCAGCAAACGGGUGGUGGAAGUAGCAAUUCUACCCCAUCAGAGAGUAAUAGCCAGAUCUCUGAUGUCAUCCUCUACUUUGGUAUCAUUGACAUUCUCCAAGACUAUGAUAUUAGCAAAAAGAUAGAACAUGCAUACAAGUCAUUACAAGUGGACUCCACCUCUAUCUCAGCUGUUGAUCCCAAGCUAUACUCCAAAAGGUUUAGGGAUUUCAUACACAGAAUCUUUGUAGAGGAUAAAUGACAUGAUAUGCUUGGAGACAAAUGAGUAUAGGAUGUGAACCGGGACCAACUCUGGCUUGCUAAGGUGACAACAUCCCAUGCACCAUGAAUUGCUGCAAACAUGGGUGUGAUUUCAACACACAUUUAGAUUGGAAUACAUUAUGGUUGUUGAUGGCUAAAUUUUUCUCAUAGCCAUUGCAAAUAUAAUGGUUGAAACGGAUGGGGGACACGAAUGACCAUUUUUUUCACUUUUGUUGGGGGGAGGGAUUGUCACACUAGCUUGUACAGGGCAUGUGAUAAGAGUUCUUUUUAUUUUAUUGCUUUUGUUAUGGAUGUAGACAUUGUGGGGUGCGGAGAGAUUCAAAUUGACCCGGGAGGGGGUAAUAACUGUACAGACAGUCAAAAGAUUUGAUAAUAGAAUUGAAUUGAACAUACAUUUUUGGUUGGAGCAAUCAAAAAGAGAGGGUUUACCUGUUGAGCAAGAAAGAAAAGUUCCCAGAGGGGGCCCUCAAUCUCUCUCUUUCUGUCUCUGUGAUGUGCGUUCAAACGGGUUUUUUUUAAGACUUUUUCAGCAAUGCAUAAAAAGAAGAGAAAAGCAGAAGAGGGUGGGUGUUUCGUUGGUUUGUAAAAACCAAGUUUGAAAAAGCAGAAUAACAAUAAUACAGUGGUAUGGUAUGUCCCUUUUACUUCUUUUGAACAAUACCGAGAGCAAGGUGCAAAGAAGACGACAAAGCAAUCGCGUCAAUGUGGACCUGUGUGUGGACCAGAUAGCUAUUUAUGCAUGUUAUGCCUCGGCAUUUUAAUAAUGAGAAAAAUGAUGGAACUUGACAGAGAAGUCUCCUCUUCACUCAAUAUGUGACCCCACAAAGACCAAAAAAAUAUUGAUAUUGAUAUCUCAUGUUGAGGUCAAAUCAGAAGAAUAGUGGAUUUUGUGUUGGCAAACAGAUCCUAAUGCAACAACUGAGUGAUUUGGCAGUUUUUGAGCAUGACCAUGUCCUGUGUCCGACACUACUGCACUGUGAGUGAAACAUCCUUGUAGAAUAGUAAUUAUACUGAAUCUGGCACAGCCUACAUGGCAUCUGUUCGUUUCCUAUUUCUUCUGAAACCACUGGAUUGGAUUGGAUUUGAUUCACCCACUCACCUUCAUUAUUUAUGAAUUUUCUUUUUUCUUGGCUUUUCAUGAGGCAGUAAUUAUAAUUCCAAUAUGGACAAUAAUUAUCUAUGCAUUUUCAUUUUUCACGUUCCAACACAAUUGAAAAUUUCCCUUCCAAUCCUUUGUCAUGUAAUCUAUUGUGCUACCACUACGUACGUUUUCCAGUUUUA